AUGGCUGAUAAUAAAUGUAUACAAAUGAUUCAAAUGAAUUUUUCAUUAUACGGCCUAGUGUUGUCGAGGGAACUCAGAGUAUCCCUUGCAAAGCGUCUAUUAAAAAUACAAGAAGAAGAACGUGAGUCUUGGCUCAGUCGCAUCAUAGAACUGAUUUUAGCUCAAAACUUGGAUGGUCCACAUGUUACAGCUGAACAUGUAAAAAGUGCUAUUGAGGAGUGGUCAGAGCCAAAUAAAUUAAAGGACACAGAAACAAUAUUUAAUGUUAUAAAUGGAUAUGAUAUACCAAAGAUAAAGUAUGAUAUAUGUAAGAAGAAGUAUAUAAUUGACAGUGAAAACAUACAUCCUGAGGCACAAUGCAAAUCAUUAAUCUUCAAGCAUCGUUUUGAAAUGGUGUGGUACAAAACUUUGAGACACAAACAAUUUUUGUCCUCCAAGUUUGAGAAACAGCCGUUGGAUAAGAUUAAUUUAAUACCCAUAGAAUAUUUAUUGAGUGAGCUGAAAACUGGAAAUGUUUGUAUAAUGGGUCUAUUAACACAAUUAACAGAAGAUCAAUAUUACUUGGAAGAUACAAGUGGAUCUGUUAAAAUUGACUUGAGCAACACAGAUUUUCAGGAUGCUUUCAUAAUGCAAGGCUGUAUAAUAAUAGCUAUUGGAACAUACAAGGAUGAUACAUUACAUGUAGAAAAUAUUAGCUUUCCACCGAUAGAGUCAUGGGAAAGUUUUCGAUCAGAUUUUGGUGAUACUAAUACAUUUGGUGGUCCUCAUAGUAUGUCUUUAAAAAUGUCAGAAAAGUUACAAGUCCAUGAAAAAAAUAACGAGGACGGUAUAAUAGUAUUCAUAGCGGAGCUAUGGUUAGACUUUCCCAAUGUCUUACAAAAAUUCCAAAUGAUAUUGGAAGGCUACAUGGACUAUCCUCCUAUAGCUUUUGUAUUGUGUGGCCAUUUUCUGAGUUUUCCUACCAAUAUAACCAGUCCACAAGCCUUAAUCACAGGUUUCAAAAACCUGGUGGAUAUAAUAAUACAAUAUACAAAUGUGAAGGAAGCUUCUAAAUUUGUUUUUGUACCUGGCCCACACGAUUUAGGCUCCCCUAAAAUUUUACCUAAACCUCCUUUGCCUAAAUGUAUCAUCGAAGAAGUCACGAAAUCGAUACCAAACGCUAUUUUUACUACGAAUCCAUGCAGAAUACAGUACUGCACGAAAGAAAUUGUAGUGUUGAGGGAAGAUAUGUUAACAAAGAUGUGCAGAAAUUCACUUCGUUUCCCAAAAGAGGAAGACUUUUUUAAGCAUUUUGCCAGAGCCAUUAUCAGCCAAUCACACUUGACACCUGUGCCACUAGAAGUCGUACCGGUGUACUGGAAGUAUGAUCAUGCUUUACAAAUUUUCCCAACACCAGAUCUUAUUGUCGUCGCUGACAACUUUGAGACGUAUACCGCCAGCUACUCCGACUGUUAUGUUAUUAAUCCCGGCAUGUUCUCGAAAAAUAAUUUUUCGUUUCAAACCUACGUGCCUGCUGCCAAUCAGAUCCAAGAUUGUCAGCUCCCAAACGACAUCGAUGUUUAGAUUAGAACAAUAAAUAUGGAAAGUAUUGGUAAUUUUUUGCAAAUUUCAAACUGAUUUCAAACUUUUACAAAUUUCAACUAUUAAUGAUCUAUUUUAACUUUUAAUGGAAUAUGGAAAAAGUAUGGUCGUAGAAUGGUAAAUUAUAUUAAACAGUGCAACAUUUCUCUCUGCCACUUUCUUCUAUUUUCGCUUAGGAAAGAGCUAUAAUCUAGCCCACAAUCGCCUUGUGUGUAUGUAUAUAUAUAUGUAUAUAUGUAUGUAAUAUUUGGGUGUGUAUAUUUUUACAACGUGACAAUAUACAUAAUAUUAUACAGAUA
This is a messenger RNA of Odontomachus brunneus, 1880 nucleotides long. RefSeq names its product DNA polymerase epsilon subunit 2 (gene DNApol-epsilon58). Gene Ontology annotation, molecular function: DNA binding. Gene Ontology annotation, cellular component: epsilon DNA polymerase complex. NCBI's taxonomy places the organism in Eukaryota, Metazoa, Arthropoda, Insecta, Hymenoptera, Formicidae. The coding region runs from base 1 to 1563 and encodes 520 amino acids. Gene Ontology annotation, biological process: error-prone translesion synthesis; DNA-templated DNA replication. The transcript is spliced from 4 exons. The record is from RefSeq and is a predicted model, not a curated record.